Molecule: messenger RNA, 3606 nt
Organism: Pseudozyma flocculosa PF-1
Lineage: Eukaryota; Fungi; Basidiomycota; Ustilaginomycetes; Ustilaginales; Ustilaginaceae
Exons: 2
Coding region: 1-3606 (1201 amino acids)
Biological process (GO): intracellular signal transduction; protein phosphorylation; microtubule cytoskeleton organization
Cellular component (GO): cytoplasm
Molecular function (GO): tau-protein kinase activity; protein serine/threonine kinase activity; ATP binding
Source: RefSeq, a predicted model, not a curated record
AUGUGGUGGCAGCGGGGCGCGCCUUCCUCGGAAGACGAGGGAGAUGCCACCGAUCCACCUCCGCCUGCCGAUCCGGGCCCUGCCUCGCAGUCGCCGCUCGGGGCUAGCUCCGUUGAGACUGUCAACGCCAGCGGUCUCGGGCUUAAAGCGCACAGCAGCACGGAACAGGACGGAGAAAGGUCGACGGCGGCACCAGCAGCGGCGGCGCUUCCUUCACGUCAACCAACAGGUCCCACCCUGGCAACGUCGCCAGCCGCCGAUUUCCUCAGCAACUUCUCCAGCCUGCACAGCGUCGCCAGCCCUUCCAGCUCGGCAGGUGCCGGGUCCCUUCUCGGCGGCAUCACGCCGCAGCCUGGUCAAAAUGCGCAGUCGCCAGAGCCCUACGGUAAAGCUCUCGUUGCCUCGCCCACCGACCUCGGCCGCAGCCGCAGCAGUGGCGGCGGCAAUGGACUUUGGUCGGGUCUAGGUGAUGCGGCUGCGAAGCUCUACGACGGCGGCAGCGUUGGGACGGCUGGUGGCGAGUCUGCGACCAUAACUCCCCGUCCCGACGAGCAAGGCGCUCGCUUCGGCCCCGGAGGCCGCUACGUCAUGGGCAGGACGAUUGGCUUCGGCGGCUUCUCGACAGUCCGUGAGGGCUUCGACAUCGAGGGCCUUUCGCGGGACGAGGCAAAGGAGGCUCGCCGCAUCGCCGUCAAGAUUGUCUACCAGACUCAGGAGAGCGAUGAGGUGGUCCACGGCGCCGCCAAGCGGCACUCUCAGUGGUCUCACGAGCUCGAUAUCUGGCGGAGUCUGCCGGCCCACCCUCACCUGCUCCCCUUGCUUCACUCCGAGGUUGUUUCACUGCCCAGGGGCGGAGGAUCACACAUGUCGGGCGCCGCCAGCAGCGCAGAACUGCUGGUCAUGCCGCUCUGCGAUCGCGGCAACCUGCUCGACUACGUGCGGUCCGAGGGCGGCACGCGCGGACCGUCGUUGAUCCUCGGCUCUGCGGACUCUGGUCGAGGCACGCCCAAGGCUUCGAGCUUGUCACGCAGCGCAUCACUCAACACGCCGUUCGGCAACGCCAACGCCGAGACGGGCAAGUCGGUCGACAGCAGCCGCACCGGUUCCGGCUUCCUUUCUCGAGGCCAUCGCCGCCUUGGCCUCGGCCGCGUCCCGUCAGCUUCCGGCGUACCAGCAAGCAACUUGCCGUGGAGCCUGAAUGCUUCGCAGCUGCAGCUCUCAACGGCGUCGAACACGUCGUCGCCCAGUUCCGUGGUCGGCAGCCUGUCCAGCGGGUCCGGGCUGCUACGGCGCGCCAGUAGCCAGAUGGCCCGGAGCCGCGGCGUCCCCAUCGACGUGGCGCGCGAGACGAUGCGACAGCUGGCAUCUGCCCUGCGCACCUUGCACACACAAGCGGGCGUACUGCACAGCGACCUCAAGCUCGAGAAUAUCCUUGGCCAGAAUCUGCGUACAUCGCGCAGCGACGGCUCGAUCAGGACGACUGCCGGCGCUGCCGGACCGCCAGUGUCUUCGAGCAGCUCGUCAUUCUCCUCCGAUGACGGCGGAGAACUCGAGGAGCAACUGCCAUGCUGGAGACUCGCAGACUUUGGCUUGGCACGUCGGAUAGUUUCAAACAGCACCGACGACGGUGCAUUCUCUAGACUCCACCACCACGGCCAGACCCUGGGUCAGCCGCAGCAACCAGCCCAAAGCCGGGGCGGAUCACUUGCCUACACUGCGCCAGAGUAUCUCCGAGCCAAAUCCUCCACGCCUUCUGGCGUCACGACGCCAGGCGGUCUCGAGGCUGACGCUGCGGCCCAGCAGGCUUCGACUUCACCCUUUGCCGCCGACAUGUGGGCGCUCGGCUGCAUCCUGUAUGCGCUGCUGAGCGGUCGGCUGCCGUUUGCGGACUCGUUCGAACCUCGUCUGCAGAUGAAGAUUGCCAAGGCCCAGUGGGACAUCCCGACGCGACUGCGGCGGAGGGCUGAGCGCCUCGCCGAUGCCUCUCGGGGAGGCCUCCGCCAUGCUCGUGAAGCGUCGGGAGGCAGUCAGAUCGGGGCCGACCCGGGCGGUGCGAUCGGCGAAAGACCCCUCUCCACGCUGAUCGAGGGCCGGCACGUAGGACCAUUCGGCAGACUGCGGGCCGCUGACGUGGACCUGAGCGCCUCAUUACCCAGCCUUCCCUCGAGGGAGCGGCCAACUAGGAGGCUAAUGAGCGCGUUCGAGCCGCCCAUGGCCAGCUUUGCCGAGACCGGACGGACAUCUGACCAUGUCGUAGGAUCGGCCCCCGGCCGGGCCGAUCACGUCGAUCGGAUCGAGAUCAACCCGUCGGCCAAGGCGCUUGCCGAUGCCGAGGUUGAUCCAGAGUCGGACGAGGAUGACGGCGUCGAAGCCGAAUGGGACGGACUCAGCUGGGACCGCGCCGCGGCAAGAGAGGUGCUUCACGGUCUGCUGGAACCGGAUCCGUCGAAGCGCUGGACCAUCGAGAGGCUGUGCGCCUCGGCAUGGAUCCGCGGCGACAAUGACGACAGCGUCGGUGGCAUCAGGACGACGGCCGGGGAAGCGGACAACAUCCACCCAGUGGCCGACACUCACACCAAAAGGACAGGCCUCGCAGGGCAAUCCAUCUCCGAAAGGCCGUCGCAGGAAACGUUGGACGCAUCGCUCGACUUCCGGAGGAGGAGCAGCUCGCAAUCGCGCGAUCGCGGCACGCUGGAUCUGGACGUCGCCUCGACGCUCGCUAGGUCGCGGCCUGCCGACCUCUCGGCAGAGUCAUCGGGACCAGUUUCGCCGGCGCUCCCGACGUCGCGUUCCGGCUUCGACGACAGCCACAGCAGCAUCAGCUCCCGUCCGAUGUCGCGCGAUUCGUUCCGCGACCGCAGCGAAUCGCGCACGCGUAGCACCGGCUUCAGCGAGAGCUCGACACCGAGUCGCGGAGAGGGUGGGGUCUGGCACGCGGCUCAUCACGCGCUCGACGUCGCGCACUGGCCGUCGAUUAGCCGCUGCGACAGUCCGGCCGACUCCGAGAGGCGUGGCCGGCAGUCGCGGUCGAGAAUGGCAGACCUCGACGAGAACCAGACUUGGAGCGCCGACAAGGAUCAGAGCGCGGCAGAGCGGUACAACGAGUGGCGUACCGGACGCGUGGCUAUGCCUGUGCCCAUCCCCGCACGCAGCCAGAGCCACUCGCGCAGCCGCAGCCGCCACAGCCGCGAAUCGGGCUCGCCAGAUCGCCUGUCGCGGCGAUCGCACUCGAAGCCGCGGCCGCUGCUGCCGGGCUCUUACGAUGCCAGCGGCUCGGGGGCGGGUUUUCUGCGCGGUCGGAGCUUCGAGACCCGUUCUGGCGCUGCGGCCGUGGGCGGGUCGGCGUUUGCCGACCAGACUCAGGCCCAUCGAUCGUCGACGUCGCGGAGCAGGUCGAGGGCGCCGGACGCGCUGGCGCAGAUCCUGGGUCGCGACAGGGCCACCAGCCGUUCGCGAGGCACGCCGACAGACGACGGAGAGCGCUCGCUGCGCGCAACAGCUGGUUCGUCGAGCAGCAGCCUCAGCCUUGCCGCGAACGGCGGGCCCCCUGGCGCGCCGGCGGCAAGGGCGCACGAGCCUCGGGGUCGAGCCCGCGAUCGAAAGUAG